AUGGCACCGCCGCCGCCGCCGGCAAGGGAAGCAGCCACGCCGCUGUGCCUCAGCGGCUGCUGGUCCGGCGGGGUGCUGCUGGGCUGGUCCGUCGAGCCCAGGCCCCGCCCGCGCGGGGGCGUCGCCAGGUCGGCACGGGCAGAUUUCGCCGCCACCACUGCGGCCCUCCUCUUCCCCAACACCUUCUUCACCAGCCACGAGUCCAUCCCCUCCCUUCCCGACGCCUUCGCCAUCUUCUCGGCGGCGUACCCGCGCUACGGCGAGUCGGAGCUCGCCGACCGCCUCCGGGAGAGCGAGUACGACCACCUCACCGGCCGCACCUGCCUCGACUACACCGGCUUCGGCCUCUUCUCCCACGCCCAAUUCCCCUGCGCCAGCGAUCCUCCGGCGCCGGCACCGUCGUCUUCUCUGGCGACGGCGGCGGAUUUCGACAUCUCCUACAGGGCGCCCGGGGUGGACACCGCCAUGGAAGCCGCGAUCAGGAAGAGGAUCAUGCGAUUCCUGAACUUCUCCGAGGAGGAGUACUCCAUGGUCUGCACGGCGAGCAGGGCCUCCGCCUUCAAGCUCCUCGGGGAGACCUACCCCUUCCAGACGAACAGGCGGCUGCUCACCGUCUACGACCACGAGAGCGAGGCGGUCGCCGCGGUGUUGGAGAGCUCCCUGAGGCGGGGAGCCAAGGCCACGGCGGCGGAUUUCUCCUGGCCGAGCCUGAGGAUCCGCUCCGCCUCCCUGAACAAGACGAUCAUCAGCAAGAGGAAGAACGCGAAGAACAGGGGGCUGAUGAUCUUCCCCCUCCAGUCCAUGAUCUCCGGGGCGAGAUACUCAUACCAGUGGAUGCGGCUGGCGCAGGAGAACGGCUGGCACGUCGCGCUCGACGCCUGCGCCAUGGGGCCCAAGGACAUGGACACCUUCGGUAUCUCCCUCAUCCAGCCGGACUUCCUCAUCUGCUCCUUCUUCAAGAUCUUCGGGGAGAACCCCGCCGGAUUCGCCGCCCUGCUGGUCCGGCGAUCCAGCGGCUCCAUCGUCGAGAGCAGCAUGACGACGGCGAGGAGCGCCGGGAUCGUGAGUAUCGUCCCCGCGAGGGCGCCGUCGCAUCUGCGCAGAGACUGCUCCGAUCUGGAUUCCUCCGGUGAUCUCGGUCAGAUCGCCAGAGCUCGCCGGUCCGACCACGGCGAAUCGUCGUCGGAAGGGCAUCCGCCGCCGCCGCCGGCGAUCGGAGGAGACCUAGAUCGGAAUCCUUCCGAGAUUUCCGACCGCAGCGAAGGACCGGAGAUCCAGCAGACGAUCGAGGAGGAAAGGACGGAGCAAGAGGCAACCGAAGUCGAAUGCAGGGGAUUGAACCACGCCGACUCCCUGGGCCUGAUGCUCAUCAGUGGCAGACUCCGAUACAUCACCAACUGGUUGGUCAACGCGCUCACCAAGCUGCAGCAUCCACACUCGGAGAAGGGGAACACUCUGGUCAGAAUCUACGGACCGAGAGUGAAGUUCGAUCGGGGGCCGGCGGUGGCCUUCAACGUCUUCGACUGGAAAGGGGAGAGAAUAGACCCGGCGCUCGUGCAGAAGCUCGCAGACAGGAGCAACAUCUCCCUGAGCUGUGGAUUCCUCCGCAACAUCUGGUUCUCCCAGAAGCACGAGAGGAACAGUGACGCAGUCGUGGAGAAGAAGCUCAACGGAGCCGCCGCAAAUGCUAGCCGGAAGAGAGGAGGAGUUGACCUCGGAAUCUCCGUGGUCAGCGCCUCCCUCGGCUUCCUCACCAGCUUCGAAGACGCCUACAGGCUGUGGGCAUUCGUGGCCAAGUUCUCGGACGCCGACUUCGUGGAGAGAGAGAGGUGGAGAUACCUGGCGCUGAACCAGAAGAUGGUGGAGAUCUGA
Messenger RNA from Spirodela intermedia, 1872 nucleotides. NCBI's taxonomy places the organism in Eukaryota, Viridiplantae, Streptophyta, Magnoliopsida, Alismatales, Araceae. The record is from the annotation of a GenBank genome assembly.